Molecule: messenger RNA, 2527 nt
Organism: Amblyraja radiata (thorny skate)
Lineage: Eukaryota; Metazoa; Chordata; Chondrichthyes; Rajiformes; Rajidae
Gene: ybey
Product: ybeY metalloendoribonuclease
Exons: 4
Coding region: 45-449 (134 amino acids)
Biological process (GO): rRNA processing
Molecular function (GO): metalloendopeptidase activity
Source: RefSeq, a predicted model, not a curated record
CGCUUCCUUCGACCAGGGUUGCCAUUGACUACGGGCUCCACUCCAUGGCGCUGGUGAUCAGGAACCUGCAGCGUGCGGUGCCGCUCCGCAGGGCUCGGCUGCGACGGGACUGCCAGGUCCUGAGUCAGAUCCUAGGCCUCGGCCACUUUGACUUGGGACUGAUCUGUGUGGACAACCAGCGAAUGCGAAUCCUAAACGGACGCUACCGAGAGCAGGAGGCGGCCACCGACGUGCUGUCCUUCCCCUUCCAUCAGGAUCUCAGACCAGGAGAUAUUCCCAAACUCUUACAUCAGGAUGAAUAUAACCUCGGAGACAUCUUCUUAGGCGUAGAAUACAUCCACAAACAAAGCCAAGUAUAUGGGCAAGAUUUCUACAAUGUACUAACAGUAGGUGACCACAUUACAUGGAAUCUGCCAUCUGCUCGGGUACAUGCACAACACAGAAACUGAGUGGAAGCAGAUGUUCCAAAGGGAAUUCAACACCCUUCAAAUGUUUAAUAUACUUACUGGGGCCAGUCUUAAGCCAUUAACUCAGAAUAUCUUCUCAACACAUACUUAGGUAAAUCGUGGAAUCACUUGAAUUUUACUUUUUUUUAAAAUUAUGGAACAUAGAACAGUACAGCAUAGGAACAGCCCCUUUGGCCCACAAUGCCUAUGCCGAACAUGGUGCUAAUUUAAACUGCCUGCACAUGUUUCACAUCCCUUAAUUCCCCGUGCAUUUCUGUUCCUAUCUAAAAGCCUCUAAUACCACUAUUGUAUCUGCUGUGUCCAUCACUACCCCUGGCAGUGCACUCCAGGUAUUGGGUUAUGAAAGCCAUUUUCUUGUACUAUACUAGUAAAAGCAUCAUACUAAUUUAGGAUACUUUUUCUUUUGCCUGAGAUUCAUUUUCAAGGUAAGAAACGUCAUAUUAAAGAUUAAUGUGGAUUGAUUGGAAAGUAAAGCCAACUUUCUUGCUACCUUACAAUUGUCUUCUAUGCUCAAAGUUUUGUCCUGUUUUUCCAUUCCCCACACCAAUAUCCUUUCCUCAGUAAAUUACAUUGGUCAUUUAGUGCCUAUGUCCAUUAGUGGUUCCCUGAAUGUUUUUCUAGUUAGAUCACACUUUCAACAAACAGCUUCUUAAAAAUACUGUUUAAGAAGGAACUGCAGAUGCUGGAAAAUCGAAGGUACACAAAAAGGCUGGAGAAACUCAGCGGGUGCAGCAGCAUCUAUGGAGCAAAGGAAAUAGGCAACGUUUCGGGCCGAAACCCUUCUUCAGACUGUUUGGGAGAUUGCGACAAGACAUUUAAAAACUAUAAUUUCAGAUUGAGCAAUUUAUAUUAACAGACCGAAUGUGGUCACACUACCUCAACAAAUUAGCCUCCACCUCAACAAAUACAGUUAUUUUCAUUGCUGAUUACUGGAAUGUGGACAUUGCUGGCUGGUGCACGUCCAUUGUUUGACCCUACCUGCCUUGCUGUUCUGGUAAUCAGGCCUCGACCCGCUGUAUUUCCGUGGUUUGUAACAACUGGGUGAUGUGCUGAGGUAUUUUAUUAAGCUGGGGUCAUAUUUCCUACGCCAGAUAAUAUAGGUUUAUUUUUCUACAAAACAACUGUGAACAAAGAAAAUGUUAAUAACAAUCCAACAGCUCAUGGUCAUUUUUAUUCAUACCAACUCUUUAUUUCCAGAAUUUAAAACACUGAAAUCAGAUUUUCAAAUUGGCACGGUGGGAUGGAACUAUUUUUUGGUUUAUUUGUCCAAGGAUAGUUUUGAUAAGCCAUCAACAACAGCUGUUACUUUAAUUGCAAUCAGCUUUCCAGGAGUAUCCUAGAAAUAGUUAUAAAAAUUGAAUCCAAAAAUAUAAAAUACCUUUCAGAGGUGAAGAGAUUUUAUUUUCUGUUUAACAUUGGCACCUUUUAAAGGCUAUAAAAUAAUAAUAAUUUGGAAAUAACGUUGAAUGGAAAUACAGUUCCAUAACUUGCUGUACAUAGAUAAAGACCAAUUAAUAGACAUUUAAUGUGUUCAGCACUUACCUCUUAUGUGUGUAAAUUGUUUUGUUAAAUUAUGAAUGCUGAUAAUGCUAUUGUACUGAUUCAGUUACAUUGAAGGGUACAGAGUUUUACUGGACUAGGGAAUUUUAGCUAUAAGAGAAAGCUGUUUAGCCUGUGGAAAGCAGGAACUGCAGAUUUAAUUGCUGGUUUAGAAAAAAUGCUGGAGUAACUCAGGGGGUCAGGUAGCAUCCCAGGAGAACAUCUUCAGACUGAUCUUUACAGAAUUACAGGUGUUCUUUUUGGAUAGAGAAAACGGAGAAAAGGUUUGAUGGAAGUGUAUGAGGAUCCCGGUUAGCAUGGUUACUUCUUGCAACUAAGAAGUCAUUAAAAGACAAGUUGAUUCUUUUGUUCCUACACGUUUAUCACAAAUAUCCAGUAUUUACUUCACUGUAAGCAUGUGCCAUAUUUUUAUGUUCAAUAAAUUUAAGCUUAAAAAAAAGUAUUGGUUAAAAUAAUUUGGCAUUAUCAACCUUCUCCAAAUAAAACCAGUCAUGAAUUGA